Molecule: messenger RNA, 549 nt
Organism: Necator americanus (New World hookworm)
Lineage: Eukaryota; Metazoa; Nematoda; Chromadorea; Rhabditida; Ancylostomatidae
Exons: 2
Coding region: 1-549 (182 amino acids)
Source: RefSeq, a predicted model, not a curated record
AUGAAGGAAGACCUCAAAGAGAGAAGAGUAGAAGUGUUGGCUCAAGCUGCAGAGACGGGACAGAGUAUUCACGAUGCCCGUCGGAACUUCGCCAAUCGUAAAACAACUAUGACUGCUCUCCGGACCCCAAAUGGAACAACUACAGCAUCGAGAAGGGAGAUGGAAAAGGUCAUUCGCGAAUUCUACUCUCUAAGACAGUGGCGUCCACUUGCCUCCUCACCAUCUGAGGAAAGAUGGACAUAUCGUUCCAAUGGUCCUCCCUUCCGAAAUCCGACAUGCCAUCAUGUCGGUGAAGAAUCGUACUUCACUCGUCCUCGUCAACACAUUGGCGAGGCUCUUCACUCGUUAUCUGUCGAAUGCAAGGUUCCUAAGCAAUGGAGAACCAGCAAGACCGUGCUGUUGUAUAAGAAGGGAGACCCACAAGACAUCGGCAACUAUAUUCCAAUCCGCUUACUGCCUGUCACUACAAGCUCUUCACAAGAGUGCCUCACUUCCAUCGACUUAAAGAAAGCCUUUGAUACAGCUGAGACAUCGUCAUGGAAGCCUUAG